GAUGGUCUCAGUGGGUUUACAAUGGCACAAUGGCUUCCCGGAGGUCGGCCUUAGCCUCGCAGAAUGAGAUCGCCGGGAACGAUCCUCUACGGGAGUUAUUUGAGGCUUGCAGGAACGGAGACCUAGUGCGGGUGAAGAAGUUAGUGUCGCCACAGAAUGUUAACGCGAGGGACACAGCAGGGAGGAAGUCGUCGCCAUUACAUUUCGCAGCAGGUUUUGGCCGAAGAGAUGUGGUAGAGCACUUGUUGAAUCUUGGAGCAGCUGUUGGAGCUCGUGAUGAUGGUGGUUUGAUCCCACUACACAACGCUUGCUCAUUUGGUCACGCUGAAGUUGUUUCUCUUCUUCUAAAACACGGGGCCGACCCAAACGCCAGAGAUAACUGGAAUUACACGCCGCUCCACGAGGCUGCAUCAAAGUCAAAGUUUGACGUUUGCAUCGUUCUGCUUCAAAACGGUGCAGAUCACACUAUCCGCAACACGGACGGAAAAACGGCGUUAGAUCUGGCUGACACCUACGCUCGCUCUGUACUUACAGGUGAGUACAAGAAGGAAGAGCUACUGGAGGCAGCCAGGGCUGGUAACGAAGAUCGUCUAUUAACGCUUUUAACUCCUCUCAACGUGAAUUGUCACGCCUCAGAUGGACGUAAGUCCACCCCCUUGCACCUGGCUGCAGGAUACAACAGAACAGAAAUAGUAACCAUCCUGCUUCAACAUGGAGCUGAUGUACAUGCCAAGGACAAGGGCAGGGGUCUAGUUCCGUUGCACAACGCUUGCUCAUAUGGCCACUUUGAGGUCACAGAGUUGCUCAUCAAGCACGGUGCCAACGUCAACGCCAUGGACCUCUGGCAGUUUACUCCUCUUCAUGAGGCAGCUUCAAAGUCACGGGUUGAGGUGUGUUCUCUGUUGUUGGCCCAUGGUGCUGACCCAACACUCCUCAAUUGUCACUCUAAGUCUGCCAUUGAUGUUGCUCCUUCUAGAGAGCUACAAGAGCGGCUGACAUAUGAGUAUAAAGGUCACAGUUUACUAGAAGCUUGUCGCCAGGCUGAUGCUGCACGUCUUAAGAAAUUCCUGUCUCCAGAGAUUGUCAACUUUAAACAUCCGUACACUGGCAACACACCACUUCAUUGUGCAGUUGGGUCGACUGGUGGCAAACGUCGGAGCGUAGUUGAAGCCUUGCUGAGGAAAGGAGCUCCUUUACAAGAAAAAAAUAAGGAAUUCCUCACUCCUCUUCAUCUUUCAGCAGACAAAGGACAUUAUGAAAUUAUGGAACUAUUACUUAAACACGGCUCAAAAGUUAAUGCUCUAGAUGGACUUGGUCAAACUGCUCUUCAUCGGUGUGGUAAGGAGGGUGACGUACAAGCCUGCCGUGUCCUGCUACAAUUUGGUGUUGACCCCACCAUUGUAUCUCUCCAAGGCUACACUGCCACACAAGUUGCCACAGAUCCUGUCCAACGAUUACUACAUGAGGAUCCCCCGGGACCAGGAGUAGACAGUGAACAGCAGCUUUUAGAAGCAUCAAAAUCUGGUGAUAUUGAGUGUGUCCGACGCAUCCUCACUUCCCAACCUCACCUAGUAAAUGUACGAGAUCUGGAUGGACGUCACUCAACGCCCUUACAUUUUGCGGCAGGUUACAAUCGUGUCCCCAUUGUGGAGUAUCUUCUUCAGCAUGGAGCAGAUGUUCAUGCUAAAGACAAAGGUGGUCUGGUACCCCUUCAUAAUGCUUGCUCAUAUGGUCACUACGAGGUCACUGAACUGCUUGUACGCCACGGAGCCAGUGUUAAUGUUGCUGAUCUCUGGAAGUUCACACCACUCCAUGAAGCUGCUGCAAAAGGAAAAUAUGACAUUGUUAAACUAUUAUUAAAGCAUGGAGCUGAUGUAAAUAGAAAAAACAGAGAUGGUCACACAGCACUAGACUUGGUGAAGGAAAGUGACCAGGAUGUUGCAGACUUACUGCGAGGUGAUGCUGCCUUACUCGACGCUGCUAAGAAGGGCAACCUGGCACGGGUUCAGAAACUACUCAACCCAGAAAACAUUAACUGCAGAGAUUCUCAGGGUCGCAACUCAACACCGCUGCACUUGGCUGCAGGAUACAACAAUUUAGAGGUUGCUGAAUAUCUUUUAGAAAAUGGAGCUGAUGUAAAUGCACAGGAUAAGGGUGGACUCAUCCCUCUUCACAAUGCCUCUUCAUAUGGCCAUCUGGAUAUUGCAGCUCUGCUCAUUAGGUUUCAGACAGCUGUAAAUGCCACAGAUAGAUGGGGAUUCACACCCCUACAUGAAGCAGCUCAGAAGGGACGAACUCAACUGUGUGCCCUCUUGUUGGCUCAUGGUGCUGACCCUUACCUCAAGAACCAGGAAGGUCAAACUCCACUACACUUGGCAACGGCUGAUGAUGUGAGAAGUUUGUUACAAGAUGCCAUGAUGAGUCAGCCAAGCCUAACACCAGCUGUAGGUGGGGCAGCUCCUCCGCCAGCCUCCCCUGCGUCUCCCAAGCCACCUGGAACACCCUCGAAGGCAGCUACCCAGGCAACAGUCUCCCCAGCACCAUCGCUCAUAUCUAUCAACAACAUUGGUGCUGAAGUUGAAACAGUAAUGAUGCCUUCUGGUGCCAGUUUAACCUUUACACCUGUCAUGUGUUCAUCACCUGGAAUUGGGGAUGGCUGCUGUGACCACUCUCGAUGUGAGACUAGUCCUGGAACUCCCGUUAAUAUGAGUAUUGCCUCAUUCCUUAACAGCUUGGGUUUGGAACAUCUGCGAGAUAUAUUUGAGAGAGAGGACAUCACUCUUGACAUUUUAGCAGAAAUGGGUCAUGAAGAGCUAAAAACUAUAGGGAUCAACGCCUAUGGCCACCGACACAAGUUGCUCAAGGGAGUCGAGAAGUUACUUAUUCAACACAAUGGGUUGGUCGGGAGUGCGUGUAGUAAUAGCAGUAGUGGAAAUGGGUCAUCCCAAGGAACUCUUCUGUUGGACCUGUGUCGAGAGGACAGGGAGUUUAUCGCAGUUGAGGAGGAGAUGCAGGCAACCAUCAGGGAACACAGAGACAAUGGCCAUGCAGGAGGAGUCUUCUCCAAGUACAAUAUUGUUAAGAUUCAAAAGGUUCGCAACAAACGUCUCUGGGAGCGUUAUGCCCAUCGGAGACGAGAGGUAGCAGAAGAAAGUAACGGGCAGUCCACAGAGAGAAUGCUCUUCCAUGGCUCUCCAUUCAUUUCUGCCAUUGUGCAAAAAGGCUUUGAUGAAAGACAUGCCUAUAUUGGUGGGAUGUUUGGUGCAGGUAUCUAUUUUGCGGAACAUUCCUCCAAGAGCAACCAGUAUGUUUAUGGAAUAGGAGGUGGAAGUGGGUGCCCCGUGCACAAAGAUCGGUCUUGUUACUCCUGUUACAGACAACUGCUUCUGUGUCGUGUGACAUUGGGCAAGUCAUUUCUUCAGUUCUCGGCGAUGAAGAUGGCUCAUGCUCCUCCCGGUCACCACUCAGUUGUUGGACGACCCAGUGCUGGGGGCCUGUGCUAUCCUGAGUAUGUUGUCUAUCGGGGAGAACAGGCUUAUCCAGAGUACCUCAUCACCUACCAGAUUGUCAAGCCUGAGGAGACAGGCCCAAAAGAAGAUGGUGCCCGGGACAAUGACUGACCAGUGUUGACGGUAAAUAAAUUAAAUUUUUACUCAGUAGUUACUGGUGAUGAUGAAGUGAUACAAUAAUUUCUGGAUAACAUUCACAACAGAAUAUUUAAUAUAUCUCACAAGAAAAUGGAUUAACUUCUAAACCUGUCUUACUGUGGCUGGUUGAACUUUGAUAAAUUCACCAGUCCAAGUGGUUGUGAUCUUAUUUUUGUGUGAUAGUUAAAGUGGGGAGACGUGUGGUGUGAGGCUGCCUGUCAUCCACCAUAGUGAGAAACUUUCCAUAGUAUUGAAAAAUGAAGAUAUUAAAGAUGAGUGACGGUGAAGUGCAUGAGUAUUGUUUUACAUAGUGACUGGGGACACUCUAAAAAAUCCCUUGCAAAGGGUUGAUUCAUGCAGCAACCCCUACAAUGGGGCAUAAACUCUGAUACUUUAGUCAUUCCAUGUAGAAAGAAUGUGAGGUGAAUGUUUUCAUUACAAGUGUAUUUGAGUGUGAAGUUUUCUAAGGAGUAUGUGUGUUCAUCUAACACUGAGGAAACUAAUCAAGGGUGUCAAGUUAGUUUGUAAGUUUUUCAUGUACAGUGUGUGGAGGUUUACUAUGAUACCAUUAGCAUUGGUUUCUGUUGCUGGUAUGGCUGUGGUGGACCUGAGGAGAAUUGUAAAUGUUCACUUUGUGUGUUCCAUUUCUGUUAGGAGAUUUUUAGAAAAGAUCUGUGGUCUGUAUUGAAAUCAUAACAUUUGUAUUUAUUUUGUAAUUCUUCCCAUUUUGUAAAUAUUUUGUUUUUAUCAAUGUGUUUUCUGUUUUUAAGAGUAAUAUUAAGGGGUAUCAGAGUUGGGACAAUACUCUUUUUAGUAACAGCCUUUGUAUGUAUAAAGUAGGCAUUUAUACUAUAUCGAUGGGUCUAAAAGUUAGUGUAAUGCCAACUGAAACCUGUAACAAAAAUUCAGGUGUUUUUAGGGGAUAAAUAUUGCCCGCAGUACACCAGAAUUUUUUGUAGGUGUUUAAGUUCCUAGGUUCAGAGGCAACACAACACUUACUUUUAUACUCAGACAUACUAUAAAUGUCAUCUUAAUCACAUAUUUACUCAGAUUCCCAAAAGUGUCAUGCCAGCUUUAAACCCUUAGUACUACUCCUUAAAGUGAUGAAUUAUAGUACAGUAUAUAUAUUUAGUUUUGUAAUACAAAUUAGUUUUGAAUAAAGUUGAAACAUAUUUUCUUUUUAAAUUCAUGGCAGGUGGGAUUUUUAAUUAUUAUUUCCUGUUGUCUUAUUAAAUAACUUUGUCAGUUGUACUAAUAUGAAGGACAGCUCAUCCAAGGCAGUGAUCUGUAGGGCAUUAUAUAUUUAUAUAUAUACCCUGUAUAUAUAUAUAUAUCUGCAAGAUUAUGAAACCUCUACCUGUGCACAUUGUGAUAUAGAUCUAUGGGGAUAUCUUUUAAGAUAACAUUUUUAUUUUUUAUUUUUUUUAUUUUUUUAUUUUUUUGCUGGAUAUAAUUUAAAUAUAUCUUAACACUUUAUCUUCUUCUGUUAUUAGAAUGUUUGUCUACCCAUUUCUUUCUCAUUUAUUUAAACUGUUUACACAUCCAUACACAAAAUAUGAAAAAAAUAAAAUAAAGUUCAUUUCUUAAAUGUGAUAUUGUCACUUUACAGAUGUAAGAGCUACUUUGCAGUUGUUUGCAGGGGUGUAUAUGGCAUUUUGGCUAAAAGCAAUUAUUGUAGCUGUUGGAUAUAUAUAUAUAUACAGUAUACACAUAUAUAUAUAUAUAUAUAUAAUUUGUACCCCCAGAUUCAAAAUUAUUCAUAAUUUCUAAUAUUUUACUGUUACAAAUAUAUAUUACAUUUCAAAAUAUUGUAUUACGAUAUACAAGUAUGUAUAUGUUACAAUUUUCAUAAUAUUUGGUAAAAUUUCCGAGUAUGAGACUUUUUUUUAAUAUAUGGCACACAUGUUGCCAUGGGAUGCGACCACCAACUGCCCGCCUGCCUCAGUGUAAACAAGUACUAUAUGUAUCACGUGUGACGUUCACGGUCAGUUCAUGUUGAUCAAUCUUGGAGUGUACAUUGCUGGUCUACCGCACAAGUUUUUUCCCACUUGUUUUUCCAUCAUUGCCUAGUGUUUGAGCCCUGGAUACCUAAAUCUGGUACUGUACUUAGAAAAGUUAAAAUUUUGAUGGAGGCAGAUAAGGUAAAAGUACUGUCUCCUCCCCUCUCCCUCUCGGAAGGUGUCCCUCAUAUUUCAUAAAAGCUCAUAAUUUGUAAGGGCUAGAGCCCCUAUUAUUUUGAUUUAUGGGGUUUUUACUGUAUAUAAAGUUUUUCAUACAUGUUUUAAUUGGCUUAACUAUAGUUUUAGAUUAUAAAAAUGACAUUAAUGAUCUCAUGAAAUACUCUGAUGGUAAUUUUUUUAUUUACUUUUUUUAUUGAAGUUUUUUGGGAAUUCUACGGUUGAAUUAAUAUGAGCAACUAUAACAUGAAAGUAUCGGUGAGUUUUACUUUAUAUCAGCAUAGAAGACAGACAGGGCUGACUGCAGGAGAUCCUUGAGUAUGGCUGUAAGAAUAAAUUACAGUAUUUUUAAAAGUGAUGAACUUUCUGUGGGUGGAGCUCUGGCACUGUCACCUUGAGCUCCAGUAACUUCGGCUCAGUUACCUUUAGUGUUCAGUUGUCUUUAGCUUCCUGGAAUAAUUAAAUGUAUUUGUUGUAGCACAGAUGCCAAAAAAGCCAUAGAGAAAUAAAUUUGUUGUCUCUUAGUGCCUUUUCAAUGUCAGUAUCUUGCAGGAUUUGAAUUUUUUAGAAGAUGUUUAUUACCCAAAAUGUUGUAUGAUUAUAAUAAUGUUCUCAGUAACUUUUUAAGAAUGUAGUAAGUCAGAAAAGAUGUAAGUAGUUAUGACAACCUUUUUUUGGGUAUAGAAUGUAUAGGUAUUACCAUUGAUUCAUUUAAGCCUAGUGAGCAGUGUUCAGUGAUUGUGUCUUAAGAUACAAGAAUUGGAUUUACAAAGAUUCUGUAUGCUCAGUGAAAGUAACUUGGUAAGAUUAAGUCUAGAGUAAUUUUAAUGCCAUUUUGAAAAUUUUUGGGCUGUUGCCUAAGUCAGCCAGUUAAAUACAUUUUUACAUCUCCAGCUAUGAGGAAAAACUAACGUGCAAACCUUUCAGAAUUUGGACCCAAGUUCAUUAACUCCAAACUUGAACCUGAGUCCAGAGAUGAAAUAACAUAGGAUGGGAGUGAAUUUUAUCUUUAAAUUUUGAAAAUCUACUCAAGGCAAUUGUAUCGUACCUGUCUUGCACUGUGUGGAUGUAAUGGAAAGUCUCUGUUGGUACACCAGAGCUUCAUGAUCAUAGUUGACAGUUGUUAUCUCAGGACAUCAUAUUAUUUCUUGAACUUCAACAAUAUUUAAUCAUUUGACCUCUUUCAUGUAUUGUCUGUCCCUGGUCCUGUGAUAUAUUGGGUAUGUAUGAUAUUGAUAUAUCCAGUGAAACAAAUGAAGUGUAUGGUAACUAAUAUUUGAUAAGUUUUGUAAGCUUUAGUUAUUGUCUGAACAGUUUAUAAAAUUUGUGUUUAUUGUGAAAAGAUUUUGAUGAGCUUAAUUUUAUUAUCAUUAUUACUAAAUCUCAGUUGUUGUUUGUUGGUGUGUGUCACCUGUAGGCAGUUAGUAGGGAAUGUAACUCACCUGUUCUCUUCCCUUUGGCUGCCUCAAUUAUCUGUUGUAGGUAACUGUAUUUUUCUCAUUAUUUAAAAUUUUUAUACAUCUUUCCCAAAAUUAUUUUCUUCAAUAACAUGGCUCCCAGUUAACGAGAUUUUGCCUCAUGUGUUCAGUGCUGAGACACAAGAAAGGAAGCACAGAAAUUGUAAAUUUUUCUGGUUGUGAAAAAUUUAAUCAACUGCCGUGGUAUGGGAAAAGUAAAGAUCUGUUCCGAGAAAUUUAUGUUCCAUUCUUUCACUUGGUGUUUGAUAUUGUAAGUAGGAAUAUUUGUUGCUACAGCAUUUUGAUGUGUUCUCACUGGUGUAGAAACUUAGGCAACUAAAUAUGUUUUAUCAAUACUUCACGCCAGAUUUUUUGCAGUUUCUGCCUUAGUGGGACCACUGAUGGAAGGUUUCUGGCCAAAUUAGCCCAAACUUAAUCUAUUUAACUAUUAAGAUUGGACCCCCUAGUCCUGGGCCUCAUUUCUAAUGGUUAGGCUGGGGCCCUUUAGGAUUGGGGUCCAUUUGACCAGUACCUGCCAGAACCUCUUAAUAACCUGGCCUCCAGCCCAUGUUAUAAUGUAUAUUUUUUAUUUUUAGUUACUCAAUACUGUAGAAAAAUUUUUUUGUUACGGUAACUUUCUUUGUACAAAUCCAUGUAAAUACUGACAUACUUUUUACAGUGUAAAUAUUAUCUUCAAUAAAAUGUGAAAUGCUUAA
This is a messenger RNA of Homarus americanus (American lobster), 7997 nucleotides long. It is a transcript of the gene Tnks, whose product is annotated as poly [ADP-ribose] polymerase tankyrase-2-like. The transcript is spliced from 22 exons. Gene Ontology annotation, molecular function: protein binding; NAD+ poly-ADP-ribosyltransferase activity. The record is from RefSeq and is a predicted model, not a curated record. NCBI's taxonomy places the organism in Eukaryota, Metazoa, Arthropoda, Malacostraca, Decapoda, Nephropidae. Bases 30 to 3620 code for a protein of 1196 amino acids.